Messenger RNA from Malaya genurostris, 991 nucleotides. RefSeq lists its product as uncharacterized. Lineage: Eukaryota; Metazoa; Arthropoda; Insecta; Diptera; Culicidae. The record is from RefSeq and is a predicted model, not a curated record. Bases 76 to 777 code for a protein of 233 amino acids. The transcript has 2 exons.
AUCGUUGAUGACUCGCUGCCACCUAACGCAGCUUAGAUGAAAUAGUUGGCAAAUGUCUGUGCUACGAAUAUCACCAUGUUAUCAAAAUUAGCGUUGCUGUCACUAGUGCUAACCAAUUUCUCCUGUUUUUCGGUAAGUGUUUCGAAUACUCUAGUCACGCAUCGUACCAUUACUCGUUCUAAGACAACCGCCGGAAGCUGGCAAACAGUAACCUCACAAGUGAAUUAUAUCAAUCGCGAUGACCGAAGGCCACACACGCUGACAAAACGUGCCAACUCUCCAUCGUCUUCGAAAGGUCGCUCGCCUUUAACCGAAUUUAUGAUGCGUAUAUUGGACACCCUACAGUUGAUUCCCAUAAAAAAGACAAAAAGAAUGACCAAUCUCACUGGUCAGACACAGGAGACUACGAGGAUGGAGCCUGACUCGUCUACACCAACAAAGUUCUCACUAUUCGGCGACGGUGACCAACAGCCGUUAAUGCAAUCUUCACUCGAACAAACACUGGAUAUUGAAGAGCCACCACCAGCAACGGUAGUUCAGGAGAAAUCAUACUUCCCGGAAAAUGAUUGUGACGAGUCUCACCAUACUGACAGCAACGGUAACUCACAAGAGGAACCUGACGAGAAAAUCUACGACCUUCUAUUGAAAGUUCUUCAGGUUUUCGACGAUCAAGCUCAGAGAGAUUCGGAUCGGGCGCGCCGGCUGCAGGAUCGUCGUCUUCUCAGUGCAACUGACACUGAACAUUCGAUCGAUAAUAGUGAUGAACUAGUGAUAUGAAGGAUCCUGAGGAAAUCGUUAGAGUUUUUACAGAAUUAAAAGUCAUCUUCAUUUCGAUUAUUAAAAUAUUUUGUCUACCACAGCCGUGCUACCUUUUUUCAAUAGCUGGAAUAAGUUUCCUUUCUAAGUGCUUUGAAUAGGACUUCAAUUAGACCAAUGUUAUAAAUGAUUAUGUAGAAUAAAGUAUAACCUGGCGGAUGACAGAAUGUUUAAC